AUGGAAAUCCAACGCCCACGCCGUAUAAUGGCUCUUGGAGCCCCAGGCUCUGGCGUCCUCCAUCUCCUCAAAGACCUCACUGGUUCCGCCCCAGAACUCCUCUCAGACACCACAGCUGGCCUAUCACACACCUACACCCUCAGCACGCGCUACUACUCCGCUACGCUCCCCAUAUGGCUGGACGAAAUCCCCUCCGUCUCCGAAUGGCGCGCCGAAUUCACAAAGCCCGAAGCCAGAGAAGUCGUAUCCGUACUCGGGGCGUGGAUAUUUUGUUUCCGAAAGCCCGUGACGCAGGACCAUGUCAACGAAAUUAAAGAGGCACUACAAGCUAUUGCCGAUGUCAUUGAGAAGGCGUGUGGGUAUGGCGCUGAUAUGGUGUGCCUAGCCGUUGCGAUGCCGCAGUCUACGACCCCUUUUUUGGAGCUGGAAAGUGAGGAGUGGGAUGGGAUUUGUAUGGAAUAUGGGUUUGAGUUUGUGGAUGUGGAGGCUAAGGGGAAGAAUGCGUUUGGGGAGGCUGUGGGUGUCGAGAGGGUGAAGGAUGCGCUGAGUGCGCACAAUUGGGAGGGUGGGGAUGGUGAUGUGGGGUUUGAUGGCGAGGAGGAUGCGCAAGGGUUUAAGGAGAGCUUUGAAUUGGAGGAGGUGGAGAUGGGGAUGGAGCUUUUGGGGAUGAAGGGCGCGGUUCAUGGGGCGGAGGAAGAAGAUGAGCGGGUACAGGUUGAGGAGCUGGAGAGUGUGAUGAGGAAGAUGGUUGCUAUUAAAGAGAUGGGCGAGAGUAUGCCUGAAGCAGAGCGAAAGAGAUUCGCCGCCAAAGCUGUCAACGACUUAAUGAAGGACCUUUGA
Messenger RNA from Lindgomyces ingoldianus, 840 nucleotides. RefSeq lists its product as uncharacterized. The transcript has 3 exons. The record is from RefSeq and is a predicted model, not a curated record. Bases 1 to 840 code for a protein of 279 amino acids. Gene Ontology annotation, biological process: vesicle-mediated transport. Gene Ontology annotation, molecular function: protein-macromolecule adaptor activity. Lineage: Eukaryota; Fungi; Ascomycota; Dothideomycetes; Pleosporales; Lindgomycetaceae.